Prunus armeniaca (apricot) is the source of this 702-nucleotide messenger RNA. NCBI's taxonomy places the organism in Eukaryota, Viridiplantae, Streptophyta, Magnoliopsida, Rosales, Rosaceae. The record is from the annotation of a GenBank genome assembly.
AUGGCUUCCAUAUCUGCUCCUACCCCAAGCCCUCACAAGCUUCACUUCUCCAACCCCAGACCAUACCCUUCCUCCGUUGGGAAAAGACCAUUUUACCCUUCUUCUUCCCCUUCCUCCCAAACCCGCUUCAGGUUUCCCGAUUCGGCCCUCUGCCGAUGCCAGAACCCCUCUUCUUCCUCCUCCUCCGAGUCAAUUCAGUGGAGAUGGGACUCUGCGCUCCAGGGCCUCAUCCAAAAUGCCAUCGAACGCUUCGAUUCCUACUUCAAUUUUAAACCCCAAGGAGAUUCCCAAAACGCACCGUUUGAGAGCGGUAACAGGGACGAACCUGAUUGGGACUGGGAUCGCUGGCGCCAGCAUUUCCUUGAGGUCGAAGAACAAGAGCGCCUUCUCUCUCUUCUCAAGUCACAGUUGGGUCGUGCUGUGUAUACAGAGGACUUUGAGGAUGCUGCUAGGCUCAAGGUUGCAAUUGCCGCUGCAGCUACAAACGACGUCGUUGGCAGAGUCAUUUUUCAUCUCAAUGUGCGCAGAGCUGUACAGGAAGAGCGAUACCAGGACGCUGCAUUUUUUCGAGAUAAUGCUGGUGCUGGAUUGGUGGGUUGGUGGGCUGGCCUUUCAAAAGAUAAGAAGGAUCCUCAUGGUUUAAUUAUACGAGUAACUGCAGAGCAUGGAAGAUAUGUCGCAAGGAGUUACAGUCCCCGGUAA